This is a messenger RNA of Lactuca sativa (garden lettuce), 3090 nucleotides long. RefSeq lists its product as uncharacterized. Gene Ontology annotation, molecular function: nucleic acid binding; zinc ion binding. Lineage: Eukaryota; Viridiplantae; Streptophyta; Magnoliopsida; Asterales; Asteraceae. Gene Ontology annotation, biological process: DNA integration. The record is from RefSeq and is a predicted model, not a curated record.
AUGAAAGAUUUCAAAAUUUGGAGAAGUAUUUUAAGAGAACCAAUUCGGAUUACAUCCACUUUAGAUGAUGGCACAGUAAUUGACAAACAGAUUGAAAACUACACUAAUGAUGACUUUGAAAGAGUUGAAGAACAAGAAAAGGCACUCGCUACACUCACCAUGGCAUUGUCUCCUGAGAUAGCACAAGGGUUUCGUGAAUACACGUCAGCAAAAGCAUUGUGGGAAGCGCUCAUUGAAGUCUACGAAGGAAAUGAAGACAUGAAGCAAAGCCGAAAAGACAUGCUCCGACAAAAAUUCAACAUGUUCAAUUACGUAUUGGGAGAAUCACUGGAAAAUCAACUGCAAAGAUUUAUCACACUAACUACUGAAAUGAGCUCCGCAGGUGUAAUGGUUACUAGGUUUGAAAUUAACAAGAAGCUACUAAAUUCUCUUCCAAAAUCAUGGGACAUGAAUGUCUCAGUUAUUAAAAAGACAAAAGAUCUGAACCCUACUGGAUUAGUAAAUUGUUACAAUGCCUUCGUUGCCGGAGAGCUCUCUCCACAACUUUCAUUCACUAAUCUCGACCAAAUUCACCCUGAAGAUGUGGAAGAGAUGGAUAUUACUUGGGAAAUGGCAAUGGUAGUAUUCAGGGCUAAACAAUUCUCAAAGAAGACUGGAAAGAAUAAUUGGAGUGUAAAUUCUGACAAGAAGAUGGGAUUUAUUAAAGGAAAGUUACGGUGUUACAACUGUCAUGAACCAGGUCACUUUGCAAGGGAAUGCCCAAAACCCGAUCGACGAGAGAACUCUGAAAGAACGAUGGUGCCAGUAACUUAUGUUCACAGCAACAACAAACGAUUAUCUUCAACAAAUCAGUCUGCAAACAUGGAAAUGGUGGCCCAAUCGUUUAACUGGGAAGAUCAAGUUGAGGCUCUAAACAUUAGAGGACCUGAAAAUGCAAAUCUUGCUCAAGUCAAAGAAGAAGAUGAAGAAAUGAAAGAAGAUCCAGAAGAGGACAUGAUGAAUCUGCAAUUUGCAUUCAUGGUGCAGACCACUCCUGAACCGGUCAAAUCUGAGGUUAGUGAAUUCGGUUGCUCUCCGUCCUUUUACAACAACAAAUGUGAGAAUUAUGAUCAUCUCAAAACAAAAUUUGCUGAUGUAACUGCGGAAUUUGACACAUUAAAAAACUGUUUUGAAAAAGCUGAAUUUAAUUUCAAUAAAUACGAUGGGUCAAGUGAAAAGAUUGCAAAAUUAAUUGAAGGACAAUCACAUUUGAGAGAUAUCACUCAUGGAAAUAAAAUAAAAGUUGGAUUAGGAUUUGAGAGUGUCCCUCCUCCCUUUAAUCAUAAUUAUACUGCUAUUCCUCUGUCUCAAGAUGAAAUUGACAGAGAACCUAGUAUGGUUUACGGAAAGUCAGCUUCUAAGCAGUCUGAUAAUUCUGUGAAUGAUGAUGUUGUUUCUAUUCACAUUGAUAAAUCUGAUUUGAAUGUUUCUACACCCUCCACAUUUGCAUCAAAAUUGUACGCUGGAACUUGCAAAUGUGGAAGUGUUAAUAAUGAAAAUAAGAAUAAUAAAUCUGUCAACAGCAGUGCCAAAACCAUUGAUAAUAAACAAAUUUGUUUUAUAUGUGGCACUGCUGGACACAUUGCAAGAAAUUACGGAGAGGGCGGAAAAAUUACUCAAAGAGGAACUAUUUCUAAUGGAGUGUUGAAUUUUGAGAAUGUUAACUUUGCUCCGGAACUGAAGCACAACUUGCUGAGUGUAUCCCAGAUAUGCGACAAGGGCUACUCUACUCAUUUCACAGAUAAGGAAUGUCUGAUCUUAAAGCCUGGCAUUGUUAUCCCUGAAGAUUGGAUUCUUGUGAGAUCUAAGCGAGAUGGAAAUGCCUACAUUAUAGACAUGAAUAGCAAUUUUCCUGACGAUGUCACCUGUGUAUUCUCCAAGGCUUCUGAACAAAAUGUGAUGCUGUGGCAUCGUCGUCUAGCUCAUGCGAAUGCAAAGAACUUGAAUCGGCUUGCGAAAAACGAACUGUGCCUCGUUGUGAUAGAUGAUUACCCUCGUUUCACUUGGGUUUUCUUCUUAUCCAACAAAGUUGGGAUCCCUGACCUCAUCAAAAGAUUCAUUGUGAUGAUCGAAAAUCAGACCAACAAUCGAGUGAAAGCGCUGCGUACUGAUAAUGGAAUAAAGUUCAAGAAUGUUGUUCUUGAUCAUUUUUGCGCUGAGAAAGGGAUUGUGCGUCAGUUCAAUUCAGCUCGAACACCUCAACAAAAUGGGGUUGCUGAACAUCGAAAUCGAACUCUAAAAGACGCCGCAAGGACGAUGCUCUGUGAUUCCAAGCUUCCUGUGUUCUUCUGGGCAGAGGCAAUUAACAUUGUUUGUUAUGUUCAGAAUCGUGUUCUAAUCAACAAAUCCAGAAUGAAGACAUCGUAUGAAAUUCUAUUUGGACACAAGCCAUCCGUCAGCCAUUUUCGAGUAUUUGGCUGUCCUUGUACUCUUCUUCACUUGGAAUCCAACCCCAAAUUCAAUGCGAAAGCCGACGACUGUUACUUUGUUGGAUAUGUUGCUCGAACUGCUUACGGGGUUUACAACAAGAAGACAAAACAAAUUGUAGAAUCUUUUGGUGUUCGUUGGCUCGAAGAAAAUGAGACAGAUGCUCGAGUAGAUGAAGAAGACAAAGUCGUCUACCGACGACCACUGAUUUCUUCUAAUCCUCAAUUGGUGCCCUCUAUUCACACUGAAUCUUCUGAGUCUUCUCCUUAUCUUGAUGUUGUUGCUACUCCUCUAACUCCGGUGGAAAGAGAGUUCUUGAACCACGAGACUUCCGCUGUAACUUCAAAUCUAAGGGAACUUCUCUUUCCAGAAAGUAUCGCUAAAGAGUUUGUAGCAGAUUCUCCAAACGAACUUUGUUCAUCUUCUGUGAAUCUCUCAGCAAAAGAUGGAGCGGUUAACAUCCAUACUCUUCCAGUCUCUGUCAAUGAUAUCAGCUACGAGAUCCCUGCACGCAUUCAACUCGAUCAUCCAAUUGAGAAGGUCAUUGGCCAGUUGGGUGACGGCGUUCAAACGGGAAGUCAAAGUGGGAAUGUUAACACGUGUCUCUACUCUUGCUUUAUGUGA